Molecule: messenger RNA, 2278 nt
Organism: Acomys russatus (golden spiny mouse)
Lineage: Eukaryota; Metazoa; Chordata; Mammalia; Rodentia; Muridae
Gene: Chmp2b
Product: charged multivesicular body protein 2B
Exons: 6
Coding region: 25-915 (296 amino acids)
Biological process (GO): late endosome to vacuole transport; protein transport; endosome transport via multivesicular body sorting pathway
Cellular component (GO): multivesicular body; ESCRT III complex
Source: RefSeq, a predicted model, not a curated record
GCACUGCGCAGGCGUGCUCGCAGAAUGCGCAGGCGCCGCCUCGAAGUGACUUCUCCAAAAAGUGUCUUAGUUCCCGGUCACCUGAGCGCCCAGGACGCGUUCUACCGAACCUCUCGGAGCCUCUCCCGUUGCAGGUCGUUCCGGGAGACCCUGUCCUCCUCCUUCAGCCACUUGCGAACCUCCCCGGGGCUCCGUCUUUCUCCCCGUCCUUUCCGCGGAGCCGGGCCGGACCGAACCGGGCCGAGCUGGGCCGCCCGGGCGCGGCCGCUGACCAUGGCGUCCCUCUUCAAGAAGAAGACAGUGGACGACGUAAUAAAGGAACAGAACCGAGAGUUGCGGGGCACACAGAGGGCUAUAAUCCGGGACCGAGCAGCCUUGGAGAAGCAAGAAAAGCAGCUGGAACUAGAAAUUAAGAAGAUGGCCAAGAUUGGUAAUAAAGAAGCCUGCAGGGUGUUAGCUAAGCAGCUUGUCCAUCUACGGAAACAGAAGACAAGAACUUUUGCUGUGAGCUCCAAAGUAACAUCUAUGUCCACCCAAACAAAAGUGAUGAACUCCCAGAUGAAGAUGGCUGGUGCCAUGUCUACCACUGCAAAGACAAUGCAAGCAGUCAACAAAAAAAUGGAUCCACAGAAAACACUACAAACAAUGCAGAAUUUCCAGAAGGAAAACAUGAAAAUGGAAAUGACUGAAGAAAUGAUCAAUGACACCCUUGAUGACAUCUUUGAUGGCUCUGAUGAUGAAGAAGAAAGCCAGGACAUUGUGAAUCAAGUUCUUGACGAAAUUGGAAUUGAAAUCUCUGGAAAGAUGGCCAAAGCUCCAUCAGCUGCCCGAAGCUUACCGUCUGCCUCCACUUCAAAGGCUACAAUCUCCGAUGAAGAGAUUGAACGGCAACUCAAAGCUUUAGGGGUGGAUUAGAUCAAAAAGCCAUAUUAUUCUCACUUUGUUCUAAAGUGGGCCCAGUGUAGAUUCCUUUUACAAAACACAUUCAUUUUGCAAAAAUGAAGACCAUGAGUGAACAGUUGCUUCCUGACCCAUGGCUAUUUUGUAUCUUUUGCCAAAGAAUGCCAGUGAUGCAAAAAUGGGAACAGUUUGGGUUUUAACAAGAACCACCAAGGUCUGAUGAUGUGUGCAAGCUGAGUUCUUUUCUGCAUGGCAUAGAGAAAUGGUGUCAUUAUUUAGUAUCGGGUUGUGUUCUGAAUCUUUUUUACACAGAAAUCAAAAUUCUUGCUAAAUGCUAUUAGGCACCAACUUAAAGAGACUUGUAAAAAUAUUAAAGGUAUAUCGUUAAUUCUCUAUCUGUCGCUUGUCCUUUGUAGACAGUUAUGUUAGGACCACAGGCAGUGCAGCUGCCAAAUUGUUUUUAAACCAUCUAGAGGAAGAGUGCUAUUUAAACAUCUGUCUUAAAAACUGUCAUGAGCUUUUACUUUUCUUCCAUUUUUCCCCCUUUGGGAGAACAUUCUAGUUGGUAAGUUUAUUACCUUUCAAAAUGUGCUUGGCACCUGCCUUAAAUAGCACAAGCAUAUUGUGCACAUCUUUAAAUUAUUUUAGCUGGCAAAAAAGAAUUACAUUUUAAAAUAAAAUAGAGACUUAGAACAGUUACCCAAGCUGUCUUGUAAAGCUUGUAAAAAGCAAAUUGGAUAUAAUUAGCGAAAUGAAGAAAGAAGACACUGAAUUAAUAACAUUUUAUAGUAAUGAAGCUACACUUUGGUCUUUCUUCCAAGAACUGAGAUUUUCUCCAUAUGAAUUAUAACUACGUCUGUGUUGAGUUUUGAAUUGUAUUAAUAGACAAGUUAGGCCCUCUAAAUUAAAGCCAUUCUUCUAAGUGAAGUACCACUACUAUGACAAUACCUGACCUAGAUUUCUAAAGUGAAAGCAUUUGUUGUUGUUGUUGUUAUGUUUUUGGUAAAUAAACUGCAACUUUAUCAGAAAUUACUGCCAAAAGUGCACCAUUGUUUUAGCAGUACUUUUAAAUGUAAGAUAGCUAUGUCAUAGAGCAAGAGAAAGGAACAGAUGCCACAGAGUUAGAAGUAGACUUUAGAGUUAGGUUAAUUUUGAAGAAUGGCGUUGUAAAAUAUGGAUUGUAACACAUCCCAACACGAAAGUGUAGAAAUUACGAUGAGUGUAACCUGGCUAAUCCCGAGGGAUAGACCUUUGGACUGCGGUUAGCAGAGACGGACACAUACUCCCGACUUCCUGAGUGGAUCAGGUAGGUGCAGCGAGCAGAAGCUGCACCAUCUGCUUUCGAAUCCAUGACCGUUUUGCAUUCAGAGAGUAGACU